AUGCACAGGUGGUUUAGAACAAAGGUGGCGCUGCAGGAAAGUGGGAAAACUGGUUCUGGGACAAUUACAUAUCCGUAUGGGAUAUUCGACCUCAGGGUAAAGAAUGAUUUCCUCAAGUAUCAAGAUCGGCAACCAAAAAUGAAAAGACAAAUCAGACUAAUUGAAAUUAAAAUAUACCAUUAUGAGUGGAAGGGCAAGCCACAGAAUGGGAGAAGAUAUUUACCACAUUUGAAACUGGUAAACGACUCAUAUCUAGUCUAUAUUAAGAAUUCCAGGGACUUCCCUGGUGGUCCAGUGGUUAAGACUUCACUUUCCAAUGCAGGGGGUGUGGGUUCGAUGGUUCCCUGGUUGGGGAGCUAA
Rangifer tarandus platyrhynchus (Svalbard reindeer) is the source of this 360-nucleotide messenger RNA. The record is from the annotation of a GenBank genome assembly. Lineage: Eukaryota; Metazoa; Chordata; Mammalia; Artiodactyla; Cervidae.